AGUUCCCUGAAAAGGAGCUUAGGGUUCAAGUGUCCCUGUCAAUGCUGGGCUGAGGUCACCAGAGAACCUGUGGCACAUUUAGCCCAGCUGGCGUGCAGCUGCCCAGCAGAGUCCUUGCACUCAUACCUCUGUCUGCCUCUUCUGUUCAAAGUAGGCUCAAGGCGACGCAGGGGGCACGGAGCAGUAUAGGUGGGGCGCUACCUCGGAGGCGGGGACUGAGGAGGCCCCGCCCCCUCCCGCCCCCAGCGCUCUGUGACUCAUGGUGGGCGGGUCCGGGGUCCCUUAACCUCCGAACAGAGAGGCCGGACUUGCGUCCACCUGCCCUAGCCCCGCCCCCGCAGCUGGCCCCCGGAGGUGGGCGGGGUCUGUUCCCCUUUACUGGAGGUGGGCCCCACUAGGGCCGCCCAAUGGCGUGUAAUGGGUGGAGCAGAGCGUGCACCCGUGGGUCCACUAGGCUAAGUCCCGGCCCUGGGACUGGUGCUGGCCAAGAACUUGGCAGUGGGAACCCAAGGACACGAAAUGCUGAGCUCACUCCUGACACCCCAGAGUGGCACCUGGACAGUGUUCUUUCUGCUUUUGGUUCUUGGCGUUGCCCUCUACUUGGGCUACUACUGGGCAUGUGUGCCUCAGAGGCCUCAGCUGGUGUCCGGGCCUCGGUUUCGAGCCUUCCUGGAGCAGCGCUGUCCAAUCACCACAGAGACUUUCUACCCCACACCAUGGUGCACUGAGGGUCGGCUGCAAACUAUUGUUGGCGACUUACUGCGGUCUAAACUUCCAGCCCAUUAUUGGAGUGAAGUCCUCCAAACACCAGAUGGGGGGGAGCUCCUGUUGGACUGGGCCAGCCUACCUGAGGGCAGCCAGGACCCUGACCCCAGCACCCAGCCCAUCGCCUUGUUGCUGCCAGGCCUCACUGGCAGUAGCCAGGAGCCCUACAUCCUACACCUGGUUGACCAGGCUCUCCGAGACGGCUAUAGGGCUGUCGUAUUCAAUAACCGAGGCUGCCGUGGGGAAGAGCUGCUGACCCACAGGGCCUUUUGUGCCAGCAAUACUGAAGACGUGGAGACAGUGGUGAACCACAUAAAGCAGCGCUACUCCCAAGCUCCACUGCUGGCCGUGGGCAUCUCUUUUGGAGGGAUAUUAGUGCUGAACUUCCUGGCCCGAAAGGGGCAGGCAGCUGGGCUGGCAGCGGCACUGACUCUCUCUGCAUGCUGGGACUCCUUUGAGACCACCCACUCCCUGGAGAGCCCACUCAACUCUUUCCUCUUUAACAAGCGUCUCACUGCCGUGCUCUGCCGAUUAGUGGAACGAAAUAGAAAGGUGAUGGAGCAUGCGGUGAACGUAGACUUCGUGCUUGAGGCGCAGACAAUCCGCCAGUUUGAUGAGCGCUACACCGCAUUAGUCUUUGGAUACAAAGACUGUGUGGCCUACUACCAAGCCGCAAGCCCAAGGACCAAGGUCGAUGCCAUCCAGACCCCUGUGCUCUGCCUCAAUGCAGCUGAUGACCCCUUCUCCCCAGCCAAUGCGCUUCCUCUGCAGGCUGCCCGGGACUCUGCCAGUGUGGCCCUCUUCGUCACGGCCCAGGGUGGCCACAUCGGCUUCCUGGAGGGGCUGCUGCCCUGCGGGAGCUGCUACAUGAGCCGCCUGCUCCACCAAUAUGCAGCGGCUGUCUUCCAGCACCCCAAGGAGCUGCUGGGCCUCGGGGCCCCCUCCCCUUCUGAGGGAGGCAAGAGCUGACAGGAGUACCUUUGGGGCAGCUCAGUCCUUCUGUAUUUAUUAAAUAAAAUAGUUCCCUGAAAAGGA
Molecule: messenger RNA, 1800 nt
Organism: Erinaceus europaeus (western European hedgehog)
Lineage: Eukaryota; Metazoa; Chordata; Mammalia; Eulipotyphla; Erinaceidae
Gene: ABHD1
Product: abhydrolase domain containing 1
Exons: 9
Coding region: 520-1734 (404 amino acids)
Biological process (GO): medium-chain fatty acid catabolic process; medium-chain fatty acid biosynthetic process
Molecular function (GO): acetylesterase activity; monoacylglycerol lipase activity
Source: RefSeq, a predicted model, not a curated record